UGGCGGUCUCAGGCCUUACCUUGAGUGCUGUAUUUGCAUAGAUGAUUUUGUGAUGCAAGAGUAGCAAAAGUGGAAGGAGCAGAGGGCUCGUCUUGCGUCAAGUAUAGAUUUUUGGGCAAGGACAAUUUCAAUGCCAUUUAGCGCUUCGAGCACUUGCACUUCCUAGCACCAGGCGAAAUAGCUUGAUCGAUGAAAAGGGGAUCGGUUUGAUUUUGCACAUUAUUUUUUACCAGCGAGCAAAGUAAAACGCCUGAGAGUUUUUGUUUCAUACUUCGCGGAUCAACAUGCUUCCUCGGACGAGUCAGCCUCUGAAUCGUCCCACUCGGAAGCGCGACGCGCUCAUCGGAACGAGCAUCAACGGCGGCACGUACAACCACGGACGCGGACUUUUUAUCCACGCGACGAGGACCACCGAAGACCACACCAGCCCCCGCAACCAGCCGUCCUACGGGAACGCGAACGAGGUCCAAGACAACGACAUCAACCCGAGUAGGUUGUCGUGGUCAUUUGAUGUAACAGGUUGACCGGAUUGUUGAAUCGUCGAAAAUGAAGGCAAUAUUGCAAUGUCGCAGAUGAGGACCUGUUGGACAGGUUUUGCUCUCGUGAAGGUGAACGAGGGACAUUAUACAAAAUCGCGACUGCUUGUGCUUCUUCAGCAAAAAUGCGAAGAAGGAGGUGCAAGUCGUCGAGCAAGUGGUCUCCGUACAUCUGCUGCACAUGAACAAAAGUCGCAAUAAUUUUCAAAUGGAACCGU
This is a messenger RNA of Amoebophrya sp. A120, 754 nucleotides long. The record is from the annotation of a GenBank genome assembly. Lineage: Eukaryota; Dinophyceae; Syndiniales; Amoebophryaceae.